Trichomonas vaginalis G3 is the source of this 1167-nucleotide messenger RNA. Its product is annotated as regulation of choline O-acetyltransferase protein. Gene Ontology annotation, cellular component: membrane; cytoplasm. Gene Ontology annotation, biological process: cell adhesion; proteolysis. Gene Ontology annotation, molecular function: metalloendopeptidase activity. The transcript has a single exon. Bases 1 to 1167 code for a protein of 388 amino acids. The record is from RefSeq and is a predicted model, not a curated record. Lineage: Eukaryota; Parabasalia; Trichomonadida; Trichomonadidae.
AUGAGACAGAAUAGAUUCCCAGAUACUGUUCAAGAUAAAGAUUCCGAAAACAAUGGUUACUUCUAUGAUCUAUUAAGCGCUAUACUACGAUUCAUUGCCAUUUCAGAUGAUUAUAUUGUUAAAUUCCAUCCAAAAUAUGAUCCAAAUCCAUACACAUCCAUAUUAUGCAACCUGACAAAGUAUGGAAAGAAGUUUACCAUCCUCACCACACCGUAUUCUCAUUACUAUGCAAUAAAGAACUAUGGAAAUCAAACAUUUUACGGUGACGAUAAAACUUGUCCAAGUGGAAUUGUUAUCGAAGAUAGCGGUCUUGGUGCCAAUAACACUCCUGAAGGUGUUAUUUACUAUACAGAUAUAAGUAAUUCAUAUACAAAUCAUCUUACCCAUGGAAAAUUCAGAAGAAUUAGUGAUGUCACAAUGGCGAUGCUUUUGGACAGUGGUAACUAUGAAGUUGAUUGGACAAUGGCUCAGCCAUUAAUAUGGGGAAAUAAAGAUUCAAUCGAUGGACAAUUUAUCAAAGAUUGGCCCUUAGCCCCUCCCCAAACAGCUUUACCAGAUAAUUAUUUCUUUAACCCUGGUUUACAACAAACUAAUAUUGGCUAUGAUUUCAACACAUGGGGAACUCCAUAUACAGAAGCAAUAAAUUGUUCAAAUCCAGCAGGUGAAGUACAAAGAGAAUACUGCAAUAAUCCAACAUAUUACAAUCCAAAAGGAUACUUUCAAACUGGUGUAAUCGACACAUAUAAUUAUCAACCAGUAAAAUUCCCUUCAUUUAUGUGUCCAAGUGGAAAGGCAGCUGUUGAAGGUUUGACACAAUACUCUGAUGAUACAUGUGCAAGUUAUCAAUGCCAUGGAUACACCAGCUUCACAUUAGAUGUUAUUGUUGAUGAAACAACAAAUGCAACACAGACAUUCACAUGUUCAUCGAAAGGACAAACAUUUACAUUCACUAGAACCUAUCCAGGUAACAGAUAUUCAACAAAAACUGUUACAUGCCCAUCACCAGAACAGUUCUGCAGAACAAGACAAAUGUUGGAUCAACACUUCACUAGUGAUCCAUUUGUUGGUGUACUCUUCCCAACACCAAAACCAACACCUGCGCGAACACCAGCUCCAACACUGAAACCAACACCCCAGCCUACACCAAUUUUCGAUUCUAUUCCAUAA